GUCUUGCAUUUGAUGGUUGUUUCAUUACAUUUUAUAACUUGAUUUCAGGUUCAUUGAGAAAUAUGGUACUCAUGUGGUUGUGGGUGUAAAAAUGGGAGGAAAAGAUGUCAUUUUCAUGAGGCAAUUACGAGAAUCGAAGGUAGAGCAAACCGAUGUGCAGAAGAAGUUAAAGAAAUUAGCAGAUGAUAAAUUUUCUGAAGAUGCAAAUGGAGGUUUCACGUCCAAUUAUGUUGCAGCAAAAAUCAAGGAUGAAUAUUCUCUGCCAUGGGAGCUUCGUAAUGCAUUUGCUGCCUCUAUCAAACCACCAGUGAUCAAUCACUCAAAGGGUGAUGAGUUAACAGCGAUUUAUAUUAGGAGAGGAGGUGUUGAUGUUGGUCAAAGUCAUAAUCAAUGGCUCUCAACCAUUUCUCAGUCACCUAAAGUUAUCUCGAUGUCCUUCGUACCAAUAACAUCACUCAUGAAUGGCAUCCGAGGCAAUGGAUUUCUAAGCCAUGCCGUGAACCUGUAUCUAAGAUGUAAGUAUGCAAGUCUUGCUUUUAAGUGUUGUUUCUCUACAGCCAAUGGACUUGGAUAAUUUUUGUCCUUUAAUGAGAACCUGAAAUAUGGAGAUCAGAUACGUACAUUAUUUGCCCUUAAAAUUUGACCUUAGUUACUCUUCCCAUGGUAGCUGUAGUACUUGCAGCUUCCAUUAAAAGAUUUUGACCCUAUGUUCUUGCCAACAAGGUACCAUUCACAUUUAGUAUUAGAUUUUGAUCAUUGAAAAAUUGUGCAGAUAAACCUCCAAUUGAGGAGCUCCAGCAAUUUCUUGAAUU
This is a messenger RNA of Cucumis melo (muskmelon), 812 nucleotides long. RefSeq names its product MACPF domain-containing protein NSL1-like. Gene Ontology annotation, biological process: plant-type hypersensitive response; regulation of salicylic acid mediated signaling pathway. The record is from RefSeq and is a predicted model, not a curated record. NCBI's taxonomy places the organism in Eukaryota, Viridiplantae, Streptophyta, Magnoliopsida, Cucurbitales, Cucurbitaceae. Gene Ontology annotation, cellular component: plasma membrane. Bases 92 to 574 code for a protein of 160 amino acids. The transcript is spliced from 3 exons.